AUGCCGACAGAAGUCACGCAGUCUUUGCACUUCCGUACCCUCCUCUCGGGACACACGUACCUCAUCGCGGAUUUCUACGCGACAUGGUGUCCGCCUUGCAAGACCAUCGCCCCCAUCUACAACCAGCUCAGCACCACCCACGCCCAAUCAGGCAAGUUCGCGUUUGUCAAGGUCAAUGUCGACGAAGCACGGGAGAUCGCCGCGCAGUACGGCAUCCAGGCCAUGCCGACAUUCUUGCUGUUCAAGGACGGGAAGCAGAUCGAGGAGAUCAAGGGCGCUGACCCGCGGAAGCUGAAGACGGUGAUCGAGCGUGCCAGUGCGGACCUGAAGGGCAGCGGUGGAGCAGCGCCAAAAGCGCAAGAGGAGAAGCCGAUAGCUGAGGACAAGCCAGUGCCGGAGAAGAAGGCGGCCAGCAAUGGCGAUGGCUUAAGCAUGCUCGAGAGAUUGAUGCAGAAGAACAAGUAG
Ascochyta rabiei is the source of this 465-nucleotide messenger RNA. RefSeq names its product mitochondrial thioredoxin. The record is from RefSeq and is a predicted model, not a curated record. Bases 1 to 465 code for a protein of 154 amino acids. NCBI's taxonomy places the organism in Eukaryota, Fungi, Ascomycota, Dothideomycetes, Pleosporales, Didymellaceae. The transcript has a single exon.